GACCCUCGACCUGUCAUUCUGACCUCAGCGCAUCAUGAACGCGCACGGAGCUUUGCGUCUGGUCUGCUACCAGCUUCUGCUUCUUGGAGUAUUUGGAAAGCACGCUACGAGGAAUAUGUCACCCAGAGCCGAGAGGAGCCACCGGCAUCAUUUACCCACAUACAUGAUGCAGCUCUACCGGCACUUCAAGCUCAACCAAACGCAUCCCGUGGAGAACGUGGAGCACGAGCAAGCGGACACCAUCAAGAGCAUCCUCUCCAAGAGUUUGACAAAUCAAGACACACACUACGUCACACACUUCGAUCUUUCCUCAGUUCUGUCCGAGCGUCAGAUCCAUGCGGCGGAGCUCAGGAUUCGUAUUCCCAAAGAAACACAGCAAACGAACAUCACGGUGGAGAUCCGACACCAGCAGGACGUCCCGUGCCACAAACACGGCGUCUGUCUGGAGAACCAGUCCCUGGGUCAGCUCUCCGAUUCCUCUCUGAUGAGCGUCUCCCAUCACUGGAGGGUCUACAAUGUCACAGACCUGCUCCUAAACUGGAUCGUUCCCAAACUCUUCGAGAGGAUCCGCCUGAAGAGGGCUGCGAGACACGCUCUUCAAACUGGGAAUAAAGCUGUGGAUGGGAUCCGUCACAGAGCCAUGCUGCUGGUCUUCUCACACACCGUCUCCGGACAGAGCAAGCAGGACCGAGCCAGUCUCCUGCACACAGCCGAGAAGUCCAAGUUCUUAUUCAACACCGAAGGAAAGGAGGUGCGCAGAGACAAGCCACCCAGGAGCAAGCGGGGCCGCAGGGGUCAACCGGUGAGGAACCCGGAGCCGCUCCGGAGUCCGGCGGAGAAGAGCUCCAUGUGCAGGAGGGUCGACAUGCAUGUGGACUUCAAUCAGAUCGGAUGGAGCUCCUGGAUCGUCUUCCCUAAGAAGUACAACGCGUACCGCUGCGAGGGGAGCUGCCCAAACCCUCUGAGCGAAGACCUUCAUCCCACCAACCACGCUUACAUGCAGAGUUUGCUGAAGUACUACCACCCCAGCAGAGUUCCCUCGGCCUGCUGCGCUCCGACCAGGAUGAGUCCCCUCAGCAUGCUUUACUACGAGAACGGAGAGCUGAUCCUCAGACACCACGAGGACAUGCUGGUGGAGGAGUGCGGCUGCCUGUGACAGCUUCAUCAGCGCUGCUAAUGAACAUCUCAAUCAGCAGCAGCGGCUCAGACCUCCAGCGAACAUCUGAGCCUGUGAGAGCCGAGAAACAUCAGCCAGAAGAAAGACUUACCUGUUCAGGUAUUAGAGACCUGGGAAAGAUGAAGAAAAACAUGCUCUCCUUUUGGAAAAUCUAGAAAAUCAUAAUCAGUCGUAGCAACUGUUAAACGGCACUGUAAGAUCU
Cyprinus carpio (common carp) is the source of this 1379-nucleotide messenger RNA. RefSeq names its product nodal-related 2 (gene ndr2). Lineage: Eukaryota; Metazoa; Chordata; Actinopteri; Cypriniformes; Cyprinidae. The record is from RefSeq and is a predicted model, not a curated record. Gene Ontology annotation, cellular component: extracellular region. Gene Ontology annotation, biological process: SMAD protein signal transduction; BMP signaling pathway. Gene Ontology annotation, molecular function: cytokine activity; growth factor activity; type I activin receptor binding.